Cordyceps fumosorosea ARSEF 2679 is the source of this 711-nucleotide messenger RNA. RefSeq names its product Cupin, RmlC-type. The transcript has a single exon. NCBI's taxonomy places the organism in Eukaryota, Fungi, Ascomycota, Sordariomycetes, Hypocreales, Cordycipitaceae. The record is from RefSeq and is a predicted model, not a curated record. The coding region runs from base 1 to 711 and encodes 236 amino acids.
AUGCCAGAUAUCCCAUCCAUCAUCACUCGACCCCUCCCCAACGCCGUCACCUACGACCUCGCCGCGCGCGACCGCGUCACCAUCACCCUGCCCCCGCGCUCGACCUGGUCCAGCGGCCUGCACUGGCACCGGGACCACGACGAGUACCUGCGCGUCGUGCGCGGCCGCAUCCACGUCUCCCUGGGCGGCGAGAAGCGCAUCGUCGGCGCGGACGAGCCGGAGGUCCGGAUCCCGCGGUGCGCGUGGCACAGCUGGAGCCGCGCGGACGAAGACGGUGAGGUGGUCGUCGUGGAGAGGACAGAGCCGGUGGACUUGCAGAAGGCGGUGUUUUUCUGGAAUUUAAACGGCGUGGUUCUGGAUGCGCCCGUGCUGGAUGCAAAGCUGAAGAGGCUACCAUCGUGGGCGCGACACCUGCUAGUGGACUUUUGGGUCACCUUGAGCCUCUUUGUCAUUUUUCACCACCUCGACAACUUUCCGGUAUUUCUGAAUGCGCCUCUUCUGCUUCAGAGGUUCGUGCCUUGGCCGGAGGGGAAGGGUAUGGUGUCACAGGUUUCACAAAAGGUGGACUGGCUCUGUACGCACAGUGUGCUAUGGCUGGCGGCUGCUGUUGGUCGUGUCUUCGGUGUAGCGCCUGUUCAACGGCGAUACACACCAGCUUGUAUUUACUCGCAGUGGUGCGAAGACCAGCACAAGUCUAAAAAGACGUCCUAG